AUAACUGGAGUCUGUCAGAAGUGCCUAUUUGGAACAGCGGGCGAUCACUGCGAGAAGUGCUUGCCAGGUUACCGACGAAACGUAAAGAAGGCAGAGGAGGGCACUUUGGUAGAAGGUAGUGUCGAGGUGGAGACGACGUACGCGCGCGGCUGUCAACCGUGUUAUUGCGACCCGAGGGGUACCCUCGCCAUGCCUGGUGUUAAGGGAGGUCUUGGCAUCUGCAACGAGGAGACGGGUCAGUGCCCAUGCAAACCUGGCGUCACUGGCCUCCGAUGUGAUCGCUGUCGCGACGGCUUCUACGGUCUCGAAUCCGGCAAGGUUCACUGCCUCAAUUUUUCCUCUUUAUUGGCUCGAUUAGGCAAUGGGGAUAAAUACUAA
Messenger RNA from Hydatigera taeniaeformis, 378 nucleotides. The record is from the annotation of a GenBank genome assembly. Lineage: Eukaryota; Metazoa; Platyhelminthes; Cestoda; Cyclophyllidea; Taeniidae.